AUGUACAAUUUCAGGUUUUUGGUUUUGUUUGGUCUGCUGGCUCUAAGCCAUGCCAAGCCAGAAGGUUACUCCUACCCAAGACCACAAAUAUUACCUCAACCUGCAAUCUUGCCACAACAAAAUCAACCCCUUCAACGACUCACCUUGCACCAAGGCCAGCAAAGCUCAUCUUUCCAACAAAGCUUACCAAUCGUCCAAGAAUCUCAACCACUUCAACUUAGCUUGAACCAAGGCCAUCAUCAACACAGCGAACAAGGAUAUUCUUACCAGCAACCACAACCCCAACUGCACGUACAACCACAACCUCAGUUUAACGUACAACAACCCCAGCCACAAUUUCAUGUGCAGGUUCAACAACCUCAACCACACUUCACCGUGCAACAACAGCAACCACAAUUUAAUGUGCAACAACAACAGCCACAGUUUAACGAGCAAGUUCAACAACCUCAGCCACAGUUUACCGUGCAACAACAACAGCCACAGUUUACCGAGCAAGUUCAACAACCUCAGCCACAGUUUACCGUGCAACAACAACAACCACAAUUCAAUGUGCAGCUUCAACAACCACAACCUCAAUUGAAUGUGCAAAUUCCCGUGCCACAAGCAAACCUCAACAAUUUCCAGGCGUCGCUACAAGAAAGCCUGCCACAAAUCCCAAUCCAGCCCCAAGUACAAUUCACUCAAGUCGAACAAAACAGUGGUUCGUUCCACCAAAAUUCCUUGCCUGAAAAUAAUUUACUUGUAAACUCUCAACAAGAUUUAUCAGGAGGUUUUGGCCAAAACAAUUUCGCCGAGCAACAGGCAAGUUUGGUUACCAAGCACAUUUCAAUUCACGUGGCACCAGAAGAUCCAGAAGAAGUUCCCCAAGUCCAUGCCCAACCGUUGCCAGCGAGGAAAAACUACAAAAUCAUCUUCAUCAAAGCGCCAACUGUAGGCUUGAGCCGGUCUCAAAUCGUUGCCCAACAACAGCAAGUUCACGAAAAAACUUUGGUUUACGUUUUGGUUAACAAGCCUCACGAAUCUGAGUUGGUACUACCAACACCUGAACCAGCUCCAGUGUCCAAACCUGAAGUGUACUUUAUCAAGUACAAAUCUAGGAACGGUAACGGGCCUUCAUUGGUCGAAGGUGGAGAUUCUUCUGCAUCGGGACCAACCGGUGCUGGUUUGCCAAUUGUUGAAGAUAUUGCCAGAGGACAAGGACUGGUGAAUAGCGGCGAGAGUUCCAGCUCGUUGUUUUCUGGUGGGUUAUCUAGAGGACCAAGCGCUCAAUAUGGAGUACCCGGUUAUCAAAAAAGAAGUACCCAAAAGUGA
This is a messenger RNA of Ceutorhynchus assimilis (cabbage seed weevil), 1311 nucleotides long. Lineage: Eukaryota; Metazoa; Arthropoda; Insecta; Coleoptera; Curculionidae. The record is from the annotation of a GenBank genome assembly.